AACUAAUGUUGAAUGUAUAUUUCGCUUAUAAUUUCAACGCAUGCGUUUCUACGAAAGGAACUACGCACGCGUUCAUGUUGACAAAUCGAUUCUUCAAAGGCAAUAUUCCUCUCCGUUGUGUGUGCACAAAGUUGUAUUUUCAAAGCGCAAAAGAGUAGAAAAAUUAGUGAUUAAAGAGAAGAAAAAAAAUGGCAAUGGGAAAACGAUUGGAAAAUGUUGCUGCUACGGCAUGCAUGACAACAUUAUUGAUGCUCUUCAAUUUUGUUUUUCUGUCCUCGGGAAUAUUAAUGCUAUUUAUUGGGAUAGCUAUGAGGUUGCAAUUGAGAGAUUACGUUGAUUCAAAUACGGAGGGAAGUGGAGCCGCUUUAUUGGCAUUAGCUUUUUUAGGAGCAAUUGUCGUUAUUGCUGCGAUUCUUGCCUGUUGCUGCACAGCUCGAGGACAUCCCGCUCUGCUUUAUCUGUACGGAGCGUUUUUGGCCGCGACUGCUCUACUCGAAUUGGGAGCUGGCGCUUCAGUUUACUCUUAUAGAAGCACAUUAACCGAAGGAUUUGAUCAAGGACUGAAUUAUAGUCUGGACGCCUAUACAGACAGUAAUCCGAGGACCACUCAUGUCGAUUUUAUGCAAAGCACGUUACAAUGCUGUGGUAAUAAGGCGUACUCUGAUUGGUACAAUUUAAAGCAUCCGCAAGCUGUUCCACUUUCAUGCUGCAAAGUACCAAGCGAAGAAUGCUUAACAAAUGAUCUAAAAAAAAUUUACACCCAGGGCUGCUACAAUCGAGUGACUGAAUUGAUAAGCAAUAAUGUUGGAAUCGUUGCUGCCAGCGCAAUUGCAUUUGCAUUUUUCCCAUUAAUUGGAGUACUUUUGGCCUGUUGUCUUGCUAAUAAUAUUAAUAAAGCGAAAUACGAGCAAGUGGCCUAGCCCGAAUAAUUUCGGGAGAUUUCUCUCCAACAAUUGUGAAUAAUUUUAACUCAAUUUUAAAUCAACAAGCAUUUCAAAAAAUGUUAUUCGUAGAAUGAAAUCCUAUAAUCUUCAUUCAAUUUAAGAAAAAAAAAGUAAUGAAAGAAAGAAUCUGAUUGAAUUAAAAAUAAAAAAAAGACAAAAAAAAAUGUAAAAAAAAUACAGAGAAAGAAAAUGAAAAACCCCAGAAAACACUUAUAGAUUAGAAUUUGAUGAAAUGUAUAACAAUUAGGUGACAAUUUAAAAAAAAUGAAAAAUGAUACGUAAUUGUUAUAAAUGUGACUGUGUUUGCUGGGCAAUGGCACGAUAUUCAGCAAACUAAUGUGAUAAUUAUUCCAGAGUACCACAAUAUUAUUAUAUAAUUAUUAUUUCUUAUACAAAUUAAAAUUGAGUCUUUCAUUGUUAAAUCUUGUUAAUUUUGUAUUUCUUUUCAUUGCAAUAUAUCUUCUUUUAGACAAAAAUAUUUUUUUAGACAAAAAAAUAUUUUUGUCUAAAAGAAAAUAUAUUGCAAUGAAAAAAAUUAAUUUUCGAAAUUAACAUUUUCCAAUGAUCGACUCAAUUAUAUUAGAUGUAUAUUAUUAAAAGUAGUUAUAUUAUAUUUAUUAGAGAAUAUUAUACAUAUAAAUUUUGUAAAUUAUUCCAAGGUUUAGUCAAAACCAUAAAACGAAUUAGUUUACUUAAAAGUAAAGCUUUAUGAAAAAAAAAGAAUAUAUAAAAUAUUUUGUUAAUAAUAUUGAAUCUGUUUCUGUAAGUAUUGUAAUAUAUAUAUGCGAUAUAAUUGUUUAAGUUACGAUCAGAUUCUAUCUAUACAGCGAGAUAUAUAUAAUAUUUAAAAAAAAAAAUUAAAAAUUAUACCUUUAUCGUCUUCUCUGUCUGAUGCUCAUAAGUCAAUUAUUUUCUUUUUACUUGUUUUAAAUGAAUUUAAAGAAAAUA
This is a messenger RNA of Leptopilina heterotoma, 1892 nucleotides long. RefSeq names its product tetraspanin-7-like. Bases 189 to 920 code for a protein of 243 amino acids. The record is from RefSeq and is a predicted model, not a curated record. Gene Ontology annotation, cellular component: membrane. Lineage: Eukaryota; Metazoa; Arthropoda; Insecta; Hymenoptera; Figitidae. The transcript has 5 exons.